CAGGAAAGGAUAAUGGUUACGUAAUUGUUACCCGCCGAUCAAAAAAUAUUGGCGGUACUACUGGGAUGGUAUGGCUUGUGUGCGACCGUAGUGGUGAACACCGUAGUAAAGCAACAGUUAGGAAAGCUGGUAGCAAAAAAAUCGGCUGCCCAUUUUCAUUACUCGCCAUCCGGGACGUGAUGAACGACACGUGGGAGUUAAAAGUGGACUGUGCGAACCAUAACCACGAACCUACGACGAGUCUGUUGGGCCACGCUUUUGUGCGAAGAUUUACUAAAGCCGAAUACAAGCUAGUGGAGCAGCUAACUGCUCAAAACAUGGAGCCACGUAUCAUAUUUCAAACCCUAAGAAAGCAGUUCCCCGACAGCCUGCACGUUCAGAAAGACGUGCAAAAUGCGGUACAAAAAAUUAGAGCGACAAUAAUGGACGGAAAGAAUCCUAUUCAGGCACUGGAAAGCCUGCUGCAUGACCGCCGAUUCAUUUACGACACCCGACAAGAUCCCAAAACAGAUGUCGUAACAGAGAUUUUCUUUGUUCAUCCUUAUUCAAUCACUAUGUGGCGUGCAUUCCCGCACGUGAUGUUGAUCGACGCGACCUACAAAACAAACCUCUACAACAUGCCAUUUGUCCAGGUUGUGGGUAUGACGUCGACUGGGAAGUCUUUUUGUAUCGCACAUGCCGUUAUUUGUAAAGAACGAAGGGGUAACUACGUGUGGGUGCUUGAGCGGAUCAAGUCAAUAUUGCAUGAAUGUAUGAUGCCGCGUGUGAUAGUCACGGAUAGGGAGCUUGCCCUAAUAAACGCGUGUUCUAAAGUAUUCCCGAACGCAAAAAGGCUUCUAUGCCACUUUCACAUCCAACAAAAUAUAGCUAGAAAGUGCAAGUCAGGGUUCGAUAAAGAAGAUUGAGGGAAAUUUAUGUCGUACUGGCGGACAUUGUGCGAAUCUUCAUCAGAGGCCAUGUACAAGUACAACUUGGAGAAAAUGUAUAACCGACUCGUGGUUGCCAACCGAGAAAGUGUCUAUGAUUACGUCUACGAAAACUGGCUCAAAGACUAUAAAGAAAUGUUCGUUUAUGCGUGGACCGAUAAGUGUCGCAACUUUGGUCAGCGCACCACCAACAGAGUUGAGAGCCAGCACGCAAAUUUAAAAAGAUACAUUACGCGCGGGAGUUCAUUGGAGCGAAUAGCAAGAUGCAUCAUUGAUAUAGUUGAAACUCAGUACGAUGAAAUACAAAAAAGUUUCACUGAGAGCAUCGAAAAAACGAUGAACCACCACAGACACCGAAUGUUGGACAACCUACGUGGAAAGGUUUCCCAUGAAGCACUUGAUUUGCUGGAAAAAGAGCUACUGAGGAAGAUGGAUGUGUUGCGGAAACUUAACGCAUCAUGUGGUUGCCAUAUGUGGCUUAGCAAAGGAUUGCCGUGUGCUUGUAGGCUGGAAAACUACACACGUACAGGGCGUAUAAUACAACUCGACGAGAUAGAUGUAUUCUGGCGUAAGCUUGACUUGCUCCCUUGUAAACUGGUAGACGAGGAGGUCGAUAUUGUAGCAGAGCUCAAUAAUGUGCGGCAACAUUUAGAGGCGCAGUCCCCCGUUCAGCAAAAGAGUAUUCUUUCAAAGAUAAAAGCGGUUUUCACCCCGAAAUCGUCAACCAAGAAACCACCGAUCGUCCAGCAAAACACUCGCGGUCGGCCUACAUCAAAGAAAGUACAAGAAAGGCUAGAUGAAGCUGCGAGGUUAGACCAAGCUGCGAGAUACAGCUCCUGUGGCGAGGACAGCAACGUAAUUACCGCUUCCCCCAAGCAUAGGUACGAUUUACCCCGACACAGCUCAUACGUACCGUCAGAGGGCUCUCGUGGAACUGGUUCGUUUGUGAAGUCUGAAAAACCUAAAAUGCAACCAAACAGUUCAACAAGUUCUAAAAAGAAGGAGACGAGGGAUGAUAAGGUUUUUCCAUUAAUAAAGGGGGACGAGCACUUGUUAUGCAUUAAGAGGUUUAAGAAUCAAAUUCCAUCAGAGUUUCGCUCUUACAUAUCGCGUAUACAAGAUGUGACCCCAGACGGUCAUUGUGGGUACAGGUCUGUGGCUGUCGGGUUAGGUUUUACGGAACACGCAUGGCCCAAUAUUCGAAGAGAUUUACUACUGGAGAUUGACCAUAACAAACCGCGUUGGAAGCAUGUAUUCGAAACAUAUAACGAAGGAGACUUUAAACGAAUACGUAUUUGCACAAGAUGAUUUCCACUUCGAUCACUGCUCGAAACAAAAGCCGGGAGUGGUGUACGAGUGGUG
Molecule: messenger RNA, 2288 nt
Organism: Helianthus annuus (common sunflower)
Lineage: Eukaryota; Viridiplantae; Streptophyta; Magnoliopsida; Asterales; Asteraceae
Exons: 4
Coding region: 915-2234 (439 amino acids)
Source: RefSeq, a predicted model, not a curated record